AUGAGCGACAUGGAAGCUAUGAUGAAGGAAUUGGGCCUGAAAGAAGAUGAUCUGGAGGAUGUUGUGGUUCAGGAUGGCGACAUACCAGAGGAAGCGGCGCGGUGGAUGGUGAUCCUGCGGGUGCACAUGGAUAAGCCAUACAGUCAGUAUUGGUUUUUUCGUAACAUGCGGGUUGCAUGGGAUCUAGCACAAGAAGUCAAGUUCCGCCCUCUAGAAGGCAACCUCUAUACUCUGCAAUUCUCCUACCUGGGUGAUUGGGAGAGAGUCAUGGAGGACGGCCCCUGGACAUACAAAGGAAAAGCUGUCGUAAUCGAGCCCUAUGAUGGUUUCACCAGACCAUCGUCUAUUGUUCUUAACAAGAUUGAGAUGUGGAUCCAGAUCCAUGAUCUCCCUGAACUGUUCUUCCACUUGAUUAAAUCGCUAGCAUCUACUGUUGGUGACUUCAUAUUUGCUGAGCCCAAAUCCCAGGACUUUGAGGGGAACUUUUUUAGGGUUCGGGUGAAAGUGGAUGUCACAAAGCCGCUCAAGAACGCUGUAUCGCUGGUGAUCAAGAAGAGGAGAGAGAUAUUCAGGGUGAAAUAUGAGAGGCUACCAGAUUGGUGUGCUGUCUGUGGGAUGCUAGGUCAUCAGUUCAAAGAGUGUGGCGAUGGGAUCCAUCCCCAAUCUGCGCUUGUGUUCAAAAAUCUGAAAGCUGACUGGUUCAGGAGCCCAGGCCGUGGACCAGGUGCUGCAAGAGGCUUUGAAGGUGGUCGAGGGAGAGACAUGGAAGAAGGAGACGGGAACCGCAAGAGAGGAGCUCAUGCAAACACACUCUUGCUUACUUCUUCAUGGACCAACCCAUCAUCUUCGAUGGAACCCCAAGCCCUCGCUACAGCCACCGUUCCACAGAGUCCCUCGUCGAAGCAAGACCUCAAAAGAACAAAGACCAACCCCCGUCAGUUGGAGAAGAACCCAGGGAAGAACAAGUCAUCAAACAUCCAAAACAAUGCGCAAAUGGCGGGCCCUAUCAACGGGUCGCGCCUGGCGCAAUGA
This is a messenger RNA of Aegilops tauschii subsp. strangulata, 1032 nucleotides long. The record is from RefSeq and is a predicted model, not a curated record. Lineage: Eukaryota; Viridiplantae; Streptophyta; Magnoliopsida; Poales; Poaceae.